UUUCUUCUCUCUUGACUCACGCUGACCACAUCCGAAUGGUUGUAGAUUAGAUGUGGGGGAAUAAGAAAUCUGCGCCGCUAGCUAGCAUUUACACAGCUGCUGCCAGCGAGUGUAACAGCCGGGGGAGACGCGCGUUGCCCGGCUUACGAGACAACAGAAGUGUCGGAGGAUUCUCGCCACUUUAAGGACAGAGUUUACACUGCACGACCACCGCUGGCAAAGUCCCUUUUUCGCUCGCUAUCCGACGACAAUGCCCUCGCCUAAAUAGCUGCCGUGGAGGUCGAGGAUGGCCGCGGACGUGGAUAAAACAUCCCCCGAGGAUGGGAGCAAAAAUUCGCCGCAGCGCGGGCACCAGAGUCCCGGCUCUGGAUCCUGGAUCUCCAAGGGGCUGUGGACUCUGCUCCUGGUCGGUGCCGUCCCCCUUCUCGCCUUCGGGAUCAAGUAUUACCAAGAUGCCCAGUUCAUCAAACGUCAUGAAGAGAGCGUUCGCACUCUGGGUGCCGAGGGGCUUUUUCUCUUCUCCUCCCUGGACACCGACCACGAUCUCUAUCUCAGCCCGGAGGAGUUUAAACCUAUUGCUGAGAAACUCACAGGAAUAACACCCCCGGUGGAUUAUGAGGAGGAAGUGGCCCAUGACCCCAAUGGAGAGACUUUAACCUUGGAGGCCAAAAUGCAGCCUCUGCUGCUGGACUCUAUGACAAAGAGCAAGGAUGGUUUCCUCGGGGUGUCUCACAGCUCUCUGGGCGGGCUCCGGUCCUGGAAGAGCCCAGCGGUGCCUUCGUCUACCUUCUCCGCCAGCCAGUUCAGAGUCUUCUUGCCCCCCAAGAACAAGGUCGAGGUGGGGGACACGUGGUGGGUGAUUCCCAGCGAGCUCAACAUCUUCACCGGGUACCUGCCCAACAAUCGUUACCACCCUCCCUCGCCGAAGGGCAAAGAGGUUCUCAUCCACUCCAUGCUGAGUAUGUUCCACCCUCGGCCCUUCAUCAAAUCACGUUUCGCUCCUCAGGGCGCCGUCGCCUGCGUUCGUGCCAGCAACGACUUUUAUUAUGACAUCGUAUUCAGAAUUCAUGCUGAAUUCCAGCUCAAUGAUGUGCCAGACUUUCCCUUCUGGUUCACCCCGGGACAGUUCACCGGCAACAUCGUUCUGUCCAAAGACGCGUCUCACGUCCGCCACUUUCACCUCUACGUCCCCAAUGACAGGUCUCUGAAUGUGGACAUGGAGUGGCUGUACGGGGCCAGCGAGAGCAGCAACAUGGAGGUCGACAUCGGCUAUCUGCCACAGAUGGAGCUGCAGUCCACGGGCCCAUCCACUCCCUCCAUCAUCAUGGAUGAGGAGGGCAAUGUCAUCGACAGUCGAGACGGCGGCGGCGAGCCGAUCCAGUUCGUCUUCGAGGACAUCCACUGGACAUCAGAACUCAGUCGGCAAGAAGCCACUCGACGCCUCGACGUCACCUUCUACCCCUUCAAGAAGGUGUCCUACCUGCCUUUUUCAGAGGCCUUCGAGCGCGCUGAAGCAGAGAACAAACUGGUGCAUUCCAUUCUGCUUUGGGGAGCAUUAGACGACCAGUCCUGCUGAGGUUCGGGGCGAACUCUCCGGGAGACCGUCCUGGAAAGUUCGCCCGUCCUGGCGCUGCUCAACCAGAGCUUCAUAAGCAGCUGGUCUCUGGUCAGAGAGCUAGAGAACAUGCAGGCUAAUGAGCACAAUCACGAGUUGAGUGAAAAGGCCCGACUACACCUGGAGAACUACAACUUCCCUGUGGAGAUGAUGGUGGCAUUGCCCAAUGGAACGAUUGUCCACCACAUCAACGCCAACUUCUUCCUGGACCAGACGGCCAUGAAACCAGAGGAGGAAGGAGCGACUUUCAGCUUCUCCAGUGGCUUCGAGGACCCGUCCACGUCCACUUACAUCAGCUUCCUGAAGGAGGGGCUGGAGAAAGCCAAGGAGUACCUGGCACAGUAAUCUGCGUGGUGGGGGAAACGAGAGGAAUUUCCUCUGGGGUCCAAGAUAAGGAAAACCCUCCGAUAAUUACAGAGAGGCGCUUUCUUGUCAGUGUUGGCAGCUGAAAAAACGUCUUUGCCUUCUAUCCUCUUUGUAACUGUUUCUGUGGGCGUCUCUCUUGGUCAGAAAGUUUUAUAUCCAGUAUUUGUAUGGUGAGAGACUGUCCAUACAGAUGAAGUACAAAGAGGUAUUGCCUCUAAAACCUACUGUUACUGUCAGUAUAGUAUAUUUUAAUGAGUUACAAAUGCUUUGCACACUGAGCAGUAAUGGUGACAUAUUCAGAUCUGCUCUCUCUGCUUGCAGCUGCUGUUGAUACCAUGUAGACACAGACCACUCCUCAAACUACUCCUGAAUGAAUCAUAGCACUGUAACUUGCUACAGUUUUUUUUUCUUUUUAUACCCUGGUAAUGCAUGUGCAAUAUUAAAACGACUGAGCGAGUUUUCAUGCCGCCGAGUGUGCCCAGAGACGGAGCCGGUGCAGCUGUUGCCUUUUCAGUUGUGUUUCAGCAGUUUGUGACGACUUUGCCUGAAAGCCCCCUCAGGGCCGGGCGACGCCUGAUGUCAUUGCUGAGGCUGCUGGAGGGAACACCCUCCUCCGACUCUGGGGACAACAGCGGCAGGGAAAAAAAAAACUGGACAGUGUAACUUUAAAACGGAUUUAUUCAGUUGUUUUCCUCUAUUUUGAGUUAAAGCCAAAUGCUGAAUAUUUUCCAGAUACUCUGUUUUGAGGACGAUGUGACCACACCAAAGAAUUUUGUUUUGAGUUUGUAGAGGAGAAAUAAAUCCAUAAGGGUUCCUUGCGGCUUGUUUAAUAUUUAUAUAUUGCAUAUUAAUAUGUAAGCAAAUGGUCAUAUGUCUGUAAAAUUGUUUGAUUGUUGAACUGAGAGGCACAUGAUACCAUGUACUGUUAUUCUCCUCUUUAAGGCUGCAGUUAAAUUAUGUUUGCUUUUGUCUUUGGGUAGAUGAGAGGAACUCCUUGACAUUUUAAUGGUCCCAUAUCAUCCCGAUUUCUUUAUUUUGCCAGUGCUGAUAUGUUUUCCUGUUGUCUGUCCCAUUCCUUUGAACAGGAUAUUUGAAGAACGCCUUGAAAACGUCUGUAAAUUUGGCACAAUUCUGUCCUGACAAGUCCUGACAAGUCCUAACGGCUCAUUUGAAGGCACAGUUUCCGUGUGCAUUUGUCUGUGGAUCGAGCCUCUUGAUAUUUAUUAAUGUAGCAACUAGACCUGCUUUAUAGUCAAAAAAGGACAUUGAAAUAUCAUUUUUUAACAAUAUGGGACCUUUAACAAAGAAAGGUGACUAACUGGACCUACACACACCUCAUUUUCACCCUUUUCCAAUCAUACAAACAGACGAGUUUCCUCUUCAGGCCUGUCUCUGUUUUUUAAGAGUGAAAUUGAAGAACACAGGGACCAAAAAUAUUUUUUAAAAAUAUGGUGAAAUCCAGUAAAUAACAGUAACAUUAUGUUGCAAAGUCAUACAUUGUCCACUCCAUGUCAUUAUGGGGAAAUUAUGAGUGCCAUUUUUUUUUUUUUUUCAAAAAAGGUGAAAUAAAAAUGUUUUGUUUUUGUGUUUUUUUACA
Messenger RNA from Acanthopagrus latus (yellowfin seabream), 3578 nucleotides. RefSeq names its product selenoprotein N (gene selenon). Lineage: Eukaryota; Metazoa; Chordata; Actinopteri; Spariformes; Sparidae. Gene Ontology annotation, biological process: skeletal muscle fiber development; calcium ion homeostasis. Gene Ontology annotation, cellular component: endoplasmic reticulum membrane. The transcript is spliced from 12 exons. The record is from RefSeq and is a predicted model, not a curated record.